Salvia hispanica is the source of this 862-nucleotide messenger RNA. Its product is annotated as putative protein phosphatase 2C 33. The record is from RefSeq and is a predicted model, not a curated record. Lineage: Eukaryota; Viridiplantae; Streptophyta; Magnoliopsida; Lamiales; Lamiaceae.
UCUCCACCAAAAUCAUUCUAAUUUCUUUAAUUCUUCAAUAAAGAUCGGAUGGGAUUGUGCUUAUCGUGCGAAAGUAGGUGGACCAGUUCUCCCACGGUGGCUAAGAAGUGGAAGUUUUCGACAAUCACAUCGUUUGAGCAGAAGAAUAAUGAGGAUAAAGGGUUGCACCACGGCCACCGUCACUUCUCCUUGAAUCGGCCGACUGAGGUCGCCUCCCUCUUUUCAGAGCAAGGCAAGAAAGCCAUGCUUGCUUUGGAGAAGUUUGGUUCAACCACAGAAAAUAGUAGUAAGAAUGAAUUGAACGAGUUUGGUUCGAGAACAGAAUACACGGCCUUCCUUGACGGCCAAGGCCCUCAAGGCCAUAUGGUCGCUAAGCGUGUCCGGGAUUUUCUCCCUUUGAAGCUGAGUGAGCAAUGGGAAGUCAAGAUUCUUAAGAAAAACACAUGCAAUUUUGAGCCGAAUCAGAAAUGCGUAUGUGGAACUACCUCGGUCACCCUAGUGACAAAGGGUAAAGAUCUAACGAUCGGAAAUAGUGGGGAGUCGAGAGUUGUACUAGGGAUGAGAUAUGCGAAUAGUUUAUUCGUUCCAGUACAGUUGAGUGUGGUGAAGACGCGUUUGUACUGUUAACAACAGCCGGUGUUUGGGACAUCCUGUCGAAUGAGGAAGUGGUAUCUAUGGUGGCCGAUUCCCCUACACGCUUGUGUGCAGCUCGAGCAUUAGUGAAUGUAGUAGUUGGUAAAUGGAUGAGUAAGUAUAGGUUAUCAAAGGAUGAUGCUGUUGAUUGUCCAGUGGUUUGCCUCUUCCUCAACGAGCCUCGAGAGAGGAAGAGAAUACUUCAUGUUUGUUCUCGUCCCGAGCAAUU